Messenger RNA from Paramecium sonneborni, 1573 nucleotides. NCBI's taxonomy places the organism in Eukaryota, Ciliophora, Oligohymenophorea, Peniculida, Parameciidae. The record is from the annotation of a GenBank genome assembly.
AAAAAACUAAAAAUGAAAAGAUCUAAAUUAUAGUCAUCAGAUAUCUUAGAUUGGUAUAAGAAGAGGUAAAUUUUAAUGUAAUAUUUAGAUUUCCUUAAAAAGUAAAGCCAAGUUAUUUGUAUUUACCAGAGGAAAACAAAUAGUAAGAAAGAGCGUAAGUUAUAUUUGAGAAUUUGGAUAAAAAGAAAGAAAGUAUUAUAAAUUAGAAAGUAUAAAUAGAUAAAUUAGCGAUUGAUAAAUUGUAUGAUAUUUGUGUGAAGAGUGGAAUGAGCAUAAAUAGAAAUUAAGUAAGAAUGCUUUUCGAAAAGAUUGAUGAAGAUAAAAGCAGUAUAAAAGUAUUAUUAAAGUAGAAUGGAUUGAUUUGGAAGAGUUUUAAAAAUCAGUUCUUGAUUAAGAAGUUGGUGAAUGUAAUUAAUAUGAUAUUGAAAAUAUAGAAUUUACAUAAGUUGCAAUGAGAGUGAGAAAAAGCUUAGAUGAAGGAUAUCUUCCAAUAUAUUAUAAGAGUUUGAUAUCACAUUUAAGUUUUGUAUCAAAUAGAGAAGAACUAAUACAAUAGAUUAAUGAUUAAAAUAAAAGCAAGAUAGAGAGAUUUUAAAAGAUUAAAGAAAUAAUGAAGUUACCAUAUGAUGAUAUAGAAGAUGAAGAAAAUAAUGUAUAAGUUUAAUAAGCAAGGAGAAAAUUGAGUGAAUUAAAAUAAGAUUAUGAAGGCAUUUAAAAAGUGGAUGUGGAGACAUAAGAUUUUAUAACAUAAAUGAAUUAGAAAUUAGAAGAUACUAAAAAGAAAGGUGAUGAUGAGUCAUUGUUAAAAAAGAGAAUUAAAAGAUAAUCUUUACCUCAUAAUAGUUCAAUGAUGACUUUACCUAAAAUAGAACAAAAUCAUAUGAAAUGGCAUAAAAAUUUAAGUUUGAUAGAUAAUCAAGUUAGAUAAAAAAUAUUUAAUGAAAUAUAAAAUAAGAAUAAGAAAAUAAACUAAUUACUUUCACCAAGGAGUAAAAAAUAAAAGGAUUUAUCAUAAUUAAAAAAUUAGCAAUCAAAAUUUAUUAAAAAAGCAAAACAAUAAUUUGAUAUUCAAUUUGAUUUUAUGAAUGAUAAUCAAUAAUCUAUUGAUUAUACAGGAGGUAGAAGUUUUGAGGAAGGAAUACUAAGUUUAUUUUAAUAAUAAUAAUUAUAAGGUAAUUUAUGUAAUUUCACUAACAUUUCAACAAUAAAAAAUGAUAAGAAUGAUAGAGAUGAAAUUUUAGAUUAAUCUGGAGACCAUUUACCAAAAUCUAUAUUAAGAAAACUUUAGUAAUAUAAAAAUAUUACAAGAGAUUCAACUUAAAUAUUGUUAGAUAAAUCUAUUUUGUCCAGUUAAUAAUCAAAACAAUCUGGUAAGUUGACUCCUAUUUAUUAUUAAAGAAUGAUUCAUCAAACUCAUACAAAUACUGAUUCUCUUAAUUCGAAUGAUAUGCCUACUUAUCCCAAGAGAAGAACAUAUUCAUAAUAAGAUCUAAAAUAUUAAACUGUAAAAAUAACUUAAUUAUAUUAUUAGCCUCAUUUUAAACAAUCAGAAUUCUAACUUCCAUAUUUAUGA